AUGUACCAAUGCCUCCAGCUCCGCGUUAUUCCACAAAAACCUAUUCUAGUCCCUACAACUUCAACCUCAACCUCACAAACGUCCCCCGCUAAUGCUACUAAUCUUUUUACUGCCACCACUGCUCCAGCUACAACUACUUCUAUUACUACUACUGCGGCUAAUGAUAGUUCAAUUGCCUCUAAUGUGGACGUGGUUGGAAAACGACUACGGGAGCAACAACUUCAGGACAGAUUCAAGGCUGCACAGAAUUUUAUUGAGCGGACAGUGGGUCAGGCCUUGCCUUCAAGCGACCUGCACGAGUCACUGAAGGAUGGAGUUAUUCUCUGCCGACUGGCGAAUCGACUACGACCGGGCACUGUCGAACAAAUCAGUCUGAAAAACCUCCCCUUUGUCAAGAUGGAGAAUAUCAGCAACUUUCUGAACGCAGCAAAACAGCUUGGCGUACAGAGUUCAGAUCUGUUUCAGACCGUUGAUCUUUAUGAAGGCAAGGACAUGAAUCAGGUACAAUUAGCGCACGUAUGGACAUUGCAUAGUUUGUGGCAAAUGCUUUCGAGUUCAUGCUUUAACGCAUUAUUUUGGUCCGAUAUAGGUGUAUCAACAAUUUUGACGCUGGAGCGCGUAGUUGGUGGAGUAGCACGGAUAGUAGCCAAAGAGAAGCGUCCUGGACCAAACCCGCUCGUAUCAUCUGGAUCUGCAUCGUCGCAAAUACCAAAAGCAACAGAUAAUGGUGCGCCAUUAACAAGGAUGCGAUAA
Molecule: messenger RNA, 753 nt
Organism: Lobosporangium transversale
Lineage: Eukaryota; Fungi; Mortierellomycota; Mortierellomycetes; Mortierellales; Mortierellaceae
Product: calponin homology domain-containing protein
Exons: 5
Coding region: 1-753 (250 amino acids)
Molecular function (GO): protein binding
Source: RefSeq, a predicted model, not a curated record